Spathaspora passalidarum NRRL Y-27907 is the source of this 1173-nucleotide messenger RNA. RefSeq lists its product as uncharacterized. The record is from RefSeq and is a predicted model, not a curated record. The transcript has a single exon. The coding region runs from base 88 to 1032 and encodes 314 amino acids. Lineage: Eukaryota; Fungi; Ascomycota; Pichiomycetes; Serinales; Debaryomycetaceae.
UUGAUAUAACAAAAGUUAACCAUUGCUUGCUGGAGUGAGUUAACCCUUAAAAUCAAUUACUAUUUGUUCAUAUCUCAUUAAUCAAGAAUGACGGUGGAUAAUUACUUCCAACUUACAUUUCAUUUGGUUUCCGAAUAUAUAAACUCAAUAUUCCCAACUGGUUCCAAUUACAGUCUUAAACACACCACCAAUGAAGGGAAAUUAAAACAAUCAGAAUUAUACCACAACGAGGAAAGAAUUCUAAUUUGUAGUUUUACAGAAAUAACCAAAUACCAAUCAUUAGUUAAUCUCAUAAAUGCCGAGGGCAGAUUAGACAAUGCGUUGAUUAACUGGGAAUGGUUUGAUUUGGAUGAAUUAAAGUUUCCUAUAAAGAAAGACAAGAUUCCUCAAGAUUUGAUUGACAAGUUCAAUACCAAGUUUAGAUUACUUAUUGAUGAACAAAAAACAUCAUCUAUUUUCGAAAGACCAAGUCGUGUUGACGAAGGGGGACCUACAAUUGAAGAAGAAACUGAUACUGAAGAAUUGCCCCCUGCACCCCAAGCACCACAAGUUCCAAAGGCUACAACGGGUGAUAUAAGAGUGCCCCCACCCACCACGCGUCCACCAGACAUGCCUGACUUUGAAGAUGAAUAUGAAAUCAAGGACCACAGACAGCCAAUCCAACCAAAUAUUGUCCCUUCUAUAGGAGAUGACGAUUUAAACCCUCCAGGACUUCCACGCCAUCCAGAAUUGAAACCAUUUAUUGAUCCAUUAGCAGCCGGUUCUGCCGGCACCAGUGGGGGAAUGUAUCCCACACCCCACCAUCCCCUUUUUGGACAGCCACAACUGGGUAAUUCAUCCAGGAGAGGUGUUCCUCCAGGGGCCAGAUUUGAUGAUCCUUACGGAGAAGAUAAUUUGGAUGAUUUAGGCAUGGGUUUGCCUGGAAAUUUAAGAGGUCCAGGUAGAGGCGGACCAGGCUCAGGACCUGGAGGGCCUCCUGGGUUUAUGUUUGGUGGUGGUGGUGGCGAUCCCGGGGGACCUCCCUUUCCUUAGAAGAGGAGCUGGUAGAUUGUGAAUACAAGAAUGGAAAAAAUAAUAAGAAAAAAUUUGGGUUCUAUUGGUUCCUCGUAUUUUUUAUAUAGGUUGGUGUGCUUUCUAGUAUAUAGGUAGAAAUAAAUCAAACGAGGAAAUUCU